GCAUUCCAUAAAUCCUUAACAAAACGCGAAACCCGAGAGAGAGAGUUCAAUCCAUUCAGAAAUGGCGGCAGCGGCAGCGGCAGCAUCAUCGUCGGUCCUCCUCCUUCUCCGUUCACAACCACCGUCUCCGUCUCCGUCACCGUCACACUCUUCUUCUUCUCUCAUUUCUUCCAUUCUCAAACCUCUUCUUCUUUCUUCAAAUGCUCUUUCACCCACUCGCCUUCGACAAAUCCAUGUUCCACCACUUCAUAAACCUCUCUUCGGCUCUUUCUUCUCCACCACCACACCCUCUUCUUCCUCCGUCGCGUUCCCUCACCCACCUCCGCUCGCUGCUGUUUCCGGAAGCUCAGCACAAGAAACAAUAGCAGAAGAAGAAGAGGAGGAGGAGGAGGAAGAAGAAGAAGACGGGGUUGAUGGCGAAUUGGAACAGUUUGAUGAUGAUGAAACAGAUUCUGAAGACGACGAAUUGGAAACUGAAGGAGGCGGCGAACUUGAAGAUGCCCAAGUGGGUGGUUCAACUUCGUCUCCGUUGGUGGAGAAGAGGAAAGAGAGGUUGAAAUUGGAAGUUCCCAGUUUAACUGUGAAGGAAAAGAAAGAGCUAGCUUCAUUUGCUCACAGUUUGGGGAAAAAGCUCAAGUCCCAGUUGGUAGGAAAGUCUGGUGUUACCUCCAAUCUUGCCACUUCUUUCAUUGAGACCCUUGAAGCCAACGAGCUUCUCAAGAUUAAAGUACAUCGGACUUGUCCGGGUGAGUUAGAAGAUGCGGUGAAGCAGUUGGAAGAAUUAACUGGUUCAGUGACUGUUAGUCAGAUUGGUCGAACAUUGAUUAUAUACAAGCCCAGUCUCACCAAAUUGAAGGCAGAAGAAAAGAAAAAACAAGUUCGCAACCUUAUUCUGAAAAAACAAUUUAAACCAAGAGUGUUUAACAAGAGUAAGGAACCACCCAAAUCAUCACGGCCAGGUUCAACAUGGAAAAGGAGAGACAGUAGGUGAUAAACACAUCAUAAGGUUGACCUUAUGGUUGUUGGCCUGAACAAGGUUGGGGUUUUCUUGCAUAGAAACCAAAGCUCAAGGUUGAGGACUUGUUAUUGGUUGCUGGGAGUUCACUUUGGAUCAAGGAAAGUUUGCAUGAAGUGAGGGAUUGUAUUGUAACCGGAGCUGGAGAACAUAGAUCUUGAAUUCAGUUUAGUUUGGUUUGUCCAUGAACUAAAUCAGUAUAUUCUAAUGCAAUGGACAUGUUGUAAUCUGAAAUUUAUCCUUUUAAUUACAUUUUUUUUCAACUUCGAA
Molecule: messenger RNA, 1285 nt
Organism: Lotus japonicus
Lineage: Eukaryota; Viridiplantae; Streptophyta; Magnoliopsida; Fabales; Fabaceae
Exons: 3
Coding region: 62-991 (309 amino acids)
Cellular component (GO): chloroplast
Molecular function (GO): RNA binding
Source: RefSeq, a predicted model, not a curated record